Messenger RNA from Drosophila subpulchrella, 863 nucleotides. RefSeq lists its product as uncharacterized. NCBI's taxonomy places the organism in Eukaryota, Metazoa, Arthropoda, Insecta, Diptera, Drosophilidae. The record is from RefSeq and is a predicted model, not a curated record. The coding region runs from base 47 to 745 and encodes 232 amino acids. The transcript is spliced from 2 exons.
UCUAGCUAGGAAAACACAUCAUAUAUAGUUGUUAGAUCUUUUAACUAUGAAAAACACAAUGCAAAUAAUUUCAAUUUUUUUAUUUGUGUUCAUUUCUUUAAUGUUUGUUUUUCAUCAUCAAAUAUUCUUAAUCGCAAAUGAAAUUGUGGGUAACAAAAAGGAAGCGGAGAAUGUGGAACCAACAAAGACGGGAUUAAGUGCGGAAAUAACUCAAGAUCGAUCGGAUAUAUUGAAAUCUAUCCUAAAGCCAAAACUUCACUUUAACGAGGAAGAAAACGGAACAAAUAUUUUAACUUCCAAUGAAUUUCCUCUAGCUUCAAGAGUCGAUCCGGAAAACAACAAUUCAAAAUUAAAGAAAAUUGGUGAAAUGUUGUACUAUAUCGAAGGCAAUGAAAAACUGGAUUGGUUUUACGCUAUAGAUAAAUGUGAAAGCAUGGGAAGCAGACUACUUAGUCUCCAAAGUGAGAGACAGUGGCAGGAUAUUACAGUAUUCCUGGAACCCAAAGAUAACUAUUGGGUGGACAUCAGUAACGUUCUAUCGGAUUGCGGUUUUUUAUCGGAGACUACCGGACAAAAAGCUAAAUUUAUUAAUUUUAAAAUUGACGAUACAAACAGCAUUUCUAACAGUGAAAGCUGCAUUGAGCUGGGAGCAAAUAAUAAUCAUUACAUGAAUCCGGUAGAUUGCUCGAACCAGAACUUUUAUAUAUGCGAGGCAGAUGAGAAUAACGAUAAUGUAAAUAUAUAAAAAAUAGCUGACUUUACAAAAAAUGUUUUAAAAGUAAACAAAUCCAUUAAUAGCUAUAAUUUGUUUUACCUAUUAAAAUAAUGCCCAUAGUGCUUGGAAAUAUGUAUGGAUACCCAAA